CCAACCGUCUCUAUAUAUACCGCCGUGUGUUGUCUUCUAGUGACACAGAGAUAUCUAAUGCUAUCACUAGCAUUUAAUCUGUACGUUCAAACCAUGAAGUUUGCCAUUCUCUUUACGAUUCUGAUCACAAUUUCCGAAGCCAUUUCAGAUUCUUUGUUAACUGGUUCUUAUCAUCAGAACUCCACUGCGGCUCUGAUAAACGACAGACGUGACGUAAAGGAGAUUGACGUCCUCCGACAGCUGGUCAACCAGGAGACCCUCAUCCGGGUAUCCGUGACAAAUGACGUCAGGGCAGCAGUAGAUGACGUCAUUUCUGUAAAGAGAAGCUUGCUGUCUACAGAGACGACGGUCGCCACUCUUCUGCAGACGAUAGAGACGUUAAAAAGGCAAGAUAACUCUUUAUCGCAAAAGAUCGAAAAAUUAACCACACAGAUCGAUGCCUUAAAGCAAAACAACACUGUACAGCAGACCACAGAAGCUAUAAAAAGGGAGGUUGAUUUUCUUAGAGGUGACAGAGCUUUACAGAAUGCGGAAGAAUCUUUGAAAAGAUAUAUUAACACUCAAAAGCGGGAGGACAUGAACAGUUUAGAAAAUUGUCAGAAUAGAUUUCAGGAAUUAGAUAAAAAGUUCAAAAUUCUAACUGAAAACAUAACGAAUAUCUAUCAGUAUCUUGGAUUAUUAGAAAAAGAUUUUAAACUAACAAGGGAUUGUAGAUAUCACUAUCUUCUCGGGCACACACAGUCUGGCAAAUAUGAGAUAAACCCUUUUGGUAACGAGACCAGUGUCAGUGUGUAUUGUGACAUGGUGACUGAUGGAGGAGGGUGGACAGCAAUCCAGAAACGAGUGAGUGGAUCCGUGAGUUUCGACAGAACGUGGGCGGAGUAUAAGAAAGGCUUCGGUUUCCCUAGUGAAUCUUACUGGAUUGGAAAUGACGUCAUCCAUCAACUAACCAACGGAAGGAACUCCUCCCUCUACGUCUCUAUCACACUGACUAAUGGGACAAAGCUCUAUGAAUUAUACAACCAGUUCUCUGUUGCUGAUGAAACCAACCAAUACAGACUUUUUCUUGGAGGAUCAGCUACCGGAACCCUGGGUGACGCUAUGUUACACACUGGUUCUUCUUACCAUGAUCUGUCUGGGAUGUCCUUCAGUACCCCGGACAGAGAUAACGACAGGUUUAGUACUGGUCACUGUGCUGCUUACAGAAAACGUAGAGGAGGCUGGUGGUUCAAAAUCUGCCACCGGGCCUUCCUUAACGGUCAAUGGUCCCCGGGGUCCUGGGAAUCUCCAUGGUAUCCUACAGUGACUGAUAGUAAACAGAUAAAUGAGACUCUCAUGAUGAUCAAACCUACCUGACUUUUUAUAUCUUGAUAUUCAUACUUGUUCACCCAUGAUAUGAAAAGUUAUAUAGUUUUAUUUUAGAUGAUUAAAACUUUUUUUUUAGACAUAAUGGUGGUUUCUACAGUAUAUACAUUGUAAUAAAUAUAUAAUGUUAUUAUGUGUAAUGAAUUUAUUGAAAAAUCGUAAUAUGUUUUAUUUUUAAGAUAAUGUUGUACAUGUAACAUUAAUAACUAAAAACAAGAAAAUCGCAUUAAGUAUUGUUACAUUAUAAAAGUUUUGUUUUUAUUUUAUUAAUUGUAGUUUUAUAAUUAAUAGUCUAAUGAUACAAAGUAUGUUAACAACAAAGACAAUGUUUUUUUUAAAUACAUUCCUUGAAUUUCAACUGAUCCCCGUGAAAGGUCACAUAACUGGGUAGAAGUAGUAUCCAUCAGUCUGUCAUCUCCGUACAUGUGUGUUGAUAAUUAGAAUUUCAUUCUGUUACAGUUUAUAAAUGAUAUUGAGAUGAUAAUUACGUAAAUUUUAUUUUCAAACACCAAUAUUUCUUGUUACUUGUUCGUGUAUUUUUUAUAUACAGUGUGUGGAAAAGGCUGCAUGUAAUGCCAAACCAAUGAAUGGGAAAACAAAGUAUUAUAUGAUUUAUUUUCAUGACAUUAACGUUGAAGGCCUUGACAGAGUAACGUCAUAAGCGAAAAUUAAAUUUCCCGCUCUUUUUGAGCAGUUUGAAGUUUAUAAGCCACCCUCAGGAACCUUCACUUCACAUUGACAUAUAUUUUAGUCUUUUAGACACAAAUGCUACAGAUCCCGUGAUGCAAAUGUUGCUAAUUUACGGCGCAAAAUUUUGCGCACGGAGAGGGAUACUUUUUUUUUACUUUCCUGCAUUGUUUAAUGAACCACCUGUCCUUUCCUAAUUUGAGAAAUACUCUUUAACAACCUGUGAAUUUUAUCCCCCCUGCCCCUUUAUAAUCAUCCUUUUAAAUCUUAUUAAAUCGUUUUUUAAUUGAUAAAAAAAAAACUUUUUUCGAGGAUGGGGGGUGUCACAAGAGAAGUCUAUAAAGGGAAUGGAGGCGGAUACAAUAUACAGGUUGAAAAAAGAGUAUAUCUUACAUUUUGGAAUGAAAGAUAAUUGAUAGCUCAAUGCUGAAAUAAAGAAAAAUAUAUCCCCAAAGUCGGCAAAAAACGUCGUUAACUGCUCAAUACUUACUUUACGAGAUCGGUUGUGUUUUCAUCAAUAACUAAAAUAUAAAACAUAACGCUACGGUUUCUGUAGCUAGAAGCAGAUACAUGUUGCAAGGCUUUCAAAUUAUAAAUGUAUUGAAGACAAACUUGAUUAAAGGAUUGAGAAAGAAAAAAAGGUACAGUUUCAAUGCUGGAGGUAUAAAAAUAAAAAUAUUUGCAUUUAUUUUUUUAUAUCUUUCAAAAAUAUGCUUAAUUAUAAAUCAUCUUAUGAAUAUUUAAUACCCCCCUUCUCCCAAAAAUUUU
Molecule: messenger RNA, 2820 nt
Organism: Saccostrea cuccullata (small rock oyster)
Lineage: Eukaryota; Metazoa; Mollusca; Bivalvia; Ostreida; Ostreidae
Product: fibroleukin-like
Exons: 5
Coding region: 58-1356 (432 amino acids)
Source: RefSeq, a predicted model, not a curated record